AUGAGCAGCACCAACCAUUCCAGUGUCUCAGUGUUCCUCCUCCUGGGACUCUCCAGUCAGCCCCAGCAGCAGCAGCUCCUCUUCCUGCUCUUCCUCACUAUGUACCUGGCCACUGUCCUGGGAAACCUGAUCAUCAUCCUGGCCAUCAGUAUAGACUCCCACCUGCACACCCCCAUGUACUUCUUCCUCAGCAAUCUGUCCUUUGUGGAUGUCUGCUUCUCCUCCUCCACUGUCCCUAAAGUACUGGCCAACCAUAUACUUGGGAGUCAGGAAAUUUCCUUCUCUGGGUGUCUCACACAGAUGUAUUUUCUCUCUGUGUUUGCUGAUAUGGACAAUUUUCUGCUGGCUGUGAUGGCCUAUGACCGAUUUGUGGCCAUAUGCCACCCUUUACACUACACAGAAAAGAUGACCCGUCAGCUCUGUGCCCUUCUUGUUGUUGAGUCAUGGGUGGCUGCCAAUCUGAAUGCUCUUUUACAUACACUGCUCAUGGCUCGACUUUCUUUCUGUGGGGACAACAUCAUCCCCCACUUCUUCUGUGAUGCAACUCCUCUCCUGAAACUCUCCUGCUCAGACACACACCUCAAUGAGCUGAUGAUUCUUACUGUUGCAGGGCUGAUACUGUUAGCCCCAUUUGUUUGUAUCCUCAUGUCUUAUAUUCUUAUAGCUUGUGCUGUUGUGAGAGUUUCCUCCACAGGAGGAAGAUGGAAAGCCUUCUCCACCUGUGGCUCCCACCUGACUGUGGUUUGCCUCUUCUAUGGCACCAUCAUCGCUGUGUAUUUCAACCCCGCAUCCUCUCAUUCAGCUGGGAGGGACAUGGCAUCUGCCAUGAUGUACACAGUGGUGACCCCCAUGCUGAACCCGUUCAUCUACAGCCUGAGGAACAGGGACAUGAAAGGUGCUUUAAGGAAAGUGCUCACCAUGAGAUUUCCAUCUAAGCAGUAA
Molecule: messenger RNA, 942 nt
Organism: Rattus norvegicus (Norway rat)
Lineage: Eukaryota; Metazoa; Chordata; Mammalia; Rodentia; Muridae
Gene: Or1f19e
Product: olfactory receptor family 1 subfamily F member 19E
Exons: 1
Coding region: 1-942 (313 amino acids)
Biological process (GO): detection of chemical stimulus involved in sensory perception of smell; signal transduction; G protein-coupled receptor signaling pathway
Cellular component (GO): plasma membrane; membrane
Molecular function (GO): olfactory receptor activity; G protein-coupled receptor activity
Source: RefSeq, marked reviewed